This is a messenger RNA of Saccoglossus kowalevskii, 615 nucleotides long. RefSeq lists its product as uncharacterized. NCBI's taxonomy places the organism in Eukaryota, Metazoa, Hemichordata, Enteropneusta, Harrimaniidae. The record is from RefSeq and is a predicted model, not a curated record.
AUGGUUGGUGAACGUGACGAUAUGGUGAGUGGACAUGAUGGUAUGGUGAAUGGUGAUCAAGAUAUCGUGAAUGGACAUCACUAUGUGAAGAACAGAGAUCAUGUUAUGGAGAAUGAACAUGGCGAUAUGGUGAAUGGACAUCACGAUAUGGUGGGUGCAUGGGACGAUAUGGUAAAUGGACAUCACGAUAUGGUUGGUGAACGUGACGAUAUGGUGAGUGGACAUCACGAUAUGGUUGGUGAACGUGACGAUAUGGUGAGUGGACAUCACGAUAUCGUGAAUGGACUUCACUAUGUGGUGGAUAGAGAUCACGUUAUGGUGAAUGAGCAUGGUGAUAUGGCGAAUGGACAUCACGAUAUGGCGGGUGAACGUGACGAUAUGGUGAGCGGGCAUCACGAUAUGGUGAAUGGACAUCACGAUAUGAUGGGUGGACAUCCCGAUAUGGUGAAUGGAUAUCAUGAUAUGAUGGAUGAACAUCACAAUAUGAUGGGUGAACGUAACGAUAUGGUGAGUGGACAUCACGUUAUGGUUGGUAAACGUGACGAUAUGGUGAGUGGACAUCACAAUAUGAUGGAUGGUCAUCCCGAUGUGAUGAAUGAAUAUAUUAUGAUAUGA